This is a messenger RNA of Patella vulgata (common limpet), 7141 nucleotides long. RefSeq lists its product as uncharacterized. Lineage: Eukaryota; Metazoa; Mollusca; Gastropoda; Patellidae. The record is from RefSeq and is a predicted model, not a curated record. The transcript is spliced from 38 exons. Gene Ontology annotation, molecular function: protein binding. The coding region runs from base 174 to 5729 and encodes 1851 amino acids.
GGAAAGGCAGAGUAUAGUGAGAGAUGGAUUUCACUACAUUCAUUUUAAAAUGAAGCAGCAGAAGACAUUAUGAUGUAUACUUGUUAUCAAAUGUGGGACAAACAUUUAUGAACACAACUAGUAUAGUACUACUGAAUAAAUCGACAAUGUAACACAAAAAACUGUUGUAUAAUAUGGCACAAGUAAGAAUAACAAGACAAGACUAUGACCGAGAAACUUUUGAUGAUAUUGACGACAACAGCAGCAAUACCUCACAGGAACAUAUAGUACAGAAUCUUGAUAUUCCUGAUGGCACCGACCAUGUCUUUGAUAGAAUUCAAACCACCAUAGAGAAUAAUUUAGAGAAGCGAAACUCUACUUUUUCUUUGAUAAGUUCUACAACAAGUGAUGAGGAAACAGUUCAAAUAUCGGAUCACUAUACCAGUGUACCAUUUGACAUUCAACCCAGGGCAACAUAUGAUCAUGGUAGAAAAAACACAGAUAUUAUGGGAGUUGCAUACAAUGGAAGAAUGAGACAGUUUGUUUUACUGGAUGCCAAAGGAAUAACAACAUGGAAGAGAGAUGCUGUUGAACACAGAGUUUCUAGGGCCUAUGUGUUUGCCAAAUAUGAAUAUCGGAUGUUUACUCAUAUUAUAUAUGUUAGAAAGUUUAAUUGUUAUUUUGUUCUUACCAAAGAAUUUUCUUUAAAGGUAUUAAAUCGUGAUUUUGAAGAAACUUGUUCUGUUAGUGCUGAUUUACGUUCUAUUUUAUUUAUGUUAUUUAAUCCACUGAAAGAUGAACUGAUUACUGGAGGAGUGGGAGGAACAAAGUUCUGGACAUUUCAUCAAGUAGCUGAGAAUAUAUUUAAAGAUUUGAAACCAAUGGCAAAUUACAGAUUAACUCUAAAGUAUGAGUUACCUGAUGUUGGUGGUAGUUGGGUAAAGAGAGUUGAAUUAGAUCAUCAUCUAGAACAUCUUUAUUGUUGUUCAGAUACUGAUCUUAAUGUUUAUAAUCUACAGGGUAAAAUGCUCUUCAAAUUUAAAAAAGCCCACAAGAUGACAAUUACUGGGUGCCGAUAUUCAAUGACAGCUAAAGUUCUUGUUACUUCUUCUGUUGACUGUGACGUAAAAGUAUGGAGCAUGACUGGAGGUUUAGUACAUACAUUUCGUGGUCAUUCUAGAGCUGUAUCUAAUCUAAUUUUACAUCCUGAUAACUCUUCUAUUGUUAUAACAUCAUCUCUGGAUGGAACCAUCAGAAUGUGGUCUUUAGAAACCAUGGAACAACUUUACAGUUUGGUAGCAUCAUCAGAAGGUAUCAUGUGGAUGAGUUUAACAGAUGAUAACUUGUUAUAUAUAUGUACAUGUAAACAUCUUACACUCUGGUCACUCAACUAUUUCUACGAGUUCUGGAGUAUGGCUAGAAGUAAAGUCACAGCUAUGUCGCUAGUAGGUUGUCCUAAAAAGACAACACGUAUAGUAACAAUAGCAGAAGACAACAGUGUUCGCUUCUUUGCUAGAAAAUCUCAGAAAAACCUUUCAACAGUGCUACCUCCACCAGACUUAUCUCCCUUAGAACAAAUUUCUAGUAUGUGCUAUAGUCGUGAAUUUAAUGUAGCUUUUCUACUGAUUGCUAGAGACGAACAAAAGACUAAUGAAAUCUGGGUUUAUACAACCAGGACUGAUCCAUCAUGUAGAAUGGCAGUAUGGGACGUGAGGGAGAUACAAAUACCAUAUUUAAUGAGACGACAUAAAACUGAUACAGAGGGUAUCCCAGCGCCUAGUGGAUUUAAUAUUAAAGAAGGACCUGUUUAUAGGGCUACAGAGAAUGGAACAGGAACAGAAAGUUUAACUGUGUGUUGCUGUGUUUGUAUUUUAAAUUCAACGGUUUUAAUGAUGACUGAUGAAGGUGAAGCUAGUCCAAUCAGACAAACUUAUCUACUUCUUGGAAUGGAGGAUGGACGAGUGUUCUUCAUGGAUCCAGUAGUAAAAGGAUUAAAAUACAUGGAAUUUAAGGCUUCUAAAGAUGCAAUUAUUGCCAUGUCACACGACAGCACACAUAAUUCGUUGGUUACUGUCAGUAACUUGAAAUAUCUGACACAAAUACAGAUGUGGACACUACCAACUUUAUUUUUACAACAUGAAGUAUAUUGUGCCCUAGAUAUAGUACAAUAUACUAGAAUAAAUGAAUCAUUUCUAACUGGUCAUGAAAAUGGAUGUGUAAAUUUACAUAUAUUAGAACCUGUUGUUGAUCAGGGUUAUAUCAAAACAAGAUCAUUAACAGCGAUUCCAGAGUUAGAAGAUGUUGUUGAUGUCUAUAAAAGACCAGAACAUUUAGAACCAAUCAUGUGUUUAGAUUCUUGUCAAGCUAUGAAGAUUUUUUGUUCAAGCAGUGUUGAUGGUGCUAUAAAGAUAUGGGAUGAACAGAGAUUACUAUUAACAGAGAUAAUGAUGGAUGGCUCACUCAGUUCUGUUUGUUUUUUAAAUAAUAAAGCUGAUCUAAUAAUGGGUUUUAAGAAUCACAUCUUUUACAUAGAUCACACUAAAGUUUGUCCACAUCUGAAGCCAUCUGGUGAUGAAGAGGAUGAAUUUGAUAAAGAAUCUGUGAUAUAUGAAGAUCCAGCUGUAUCAUAUGAAGGAAUUGUUGCUAAUCCUGAUCCUGUAGAUUUAGAACAUUAUUUGAUACCGUAUGAGAUUGAAUUUUCUAAAGAUUUUCUAGAGGGUAAACCACUCUGGGAUUCAAGUUCAGAAGAAGAGAAUGAGGAUUCAGAUCUGGAGUCACUAUACUCAAUGGCACCAACUGAAAUCUACUUCUCUCCACCUGGAACUCCUGGAGAACUACAAGACAUUGACCUUAUCAUGAGGUCAGAGGUGACAAGGAAUGAUCUAAAGAAGCAGAUGAGGUCAACUAUGGAACAUUUAUUACAUAGAGCUUAUCAGAUAAAGAAAGUUGACAUGAAAGGGAAGGAUGUUAAACUCGAACAACAGCAACAUUUAUUAAAAUUGAUUCGUUUUAGACUGGCCUUAGUGAGAAAUGUAAAGCGUAAGAAAAAGAAGAGAGAAGAUGGUACGAUAUCAAGUGAUGUUGAUACCGAUGGCGACGAGGAAUUAUCUCGAUGGAGAUUUAAUUUUCCUAAAUUUGGCCAAUCGCCAGGCCCCUCACCAACACUGUCCAUUCUUUCGACAGCCCUAUCUGGAGCGAGUGAUGAUGACUCAGAUGUGUCAUAUGAAGAAGUCAUUGGUACUGAUGGAAAGAAAAGAAUGAAGAAAAAAUCUAAAAAGAAAGGUUUUAAACCCAUAGAAAAAAUAGAUAUUGCUACAAGUGCAGUUGAUGUGAAAAAACCUAAGGCUCGUUACAAAGGGCAUUAUGUUGAGGGGGAGAGCAGUGGUAUUGGUGAUGUACGCUUGGAUGUUAAAACACUGAUGAAGAAAGCAGCCGAAGCGCAGAAGAAAGAAGCAGACCAUUCUCACAUACGAGGAGAAAUAGAUGAACAUGUAUCGAGUGUUGUAAGGAAGCAUAGAGAUAUACAGAAGAAGAAAGUUUAUAAAAGACGUAGACCAAAACAAGGCCAAAAGUUACCAAAUAAACCCAUUCCACAGACACCUGUACAAAUACAAGAUAUUAGAGAACAUAGUCCCGAGCCAGAGGAAGAAACUACAGAAGUAAAAACACAGGUUACAACCGAACAGGAUAUUAUAGACGAUGAUGACGACACAUAUCCCGAUACAAAACCACCACUGACAUAUCCCCAUGUUGACCCAAUUUCUAUUCCAGAUUUACCACAAGUUCCAGAAUUGCCAGAAAAGGAACCACUUGCCAGGAAGAUAUCCAAUCCAAAUAAAAAAACAAUGAUUGAAUUCUAUGACCUCCAAAAACCAGGAAUAGGCGUUUCCCCAACUACGGAAAUUGAUCAACAGGAUGAGAACAAUGAUUUAAGUAAGAAGAAAGUAAGCGUUACAAGCGAUGGUACCAGGAGUAUAUAUAGUGAAUAUAGUGAAGGGGAUGAUUUUAUACCACCUAUAAUGAUGGCAUCACCAGGUCCUUUCAGUGAGGGGGAUGAACAGGAGUUUAGACCAGGCGAUUUAAUUCAGAUAAACGAAUAUGACAUGGUCAAGUAUCCCAGGCCAGUAACAUCAUCGACAAGUGGAGUAUAUGAAUAUGAUGAUCCAGAAUCUAAUUCUAGACUACACUCAAUCAUGGCAAGUUCACCGUUUCAGUCAGAAUUUGAUUCUCAUGAUUCUGAAGAUGAUUUUGAGCAGACAGAUUUAGAAGACACACAUUCUGCAUUUACUGGAAGUCCUGACUCUGGAUGGGUUGAAAGUGAGUACACCUCUGCUUCUGCUGCCAUACACAAACGUGGAGAUGAAGAUGAUCAAGAAGGAUUGAAUGUAGAUAUUGAUGAUAAGGAUGAGGGAAUAUGGAAGAAAAGACGGCCUCUGUCAUCAUUUGUGGAAACAAGAAUACAUAAUGCUCGUUUUAAACAUAAAACCAGACCUGUAUCAGCUUCAGAAAUAAGACAACAUAGAGAGAAAGAGGAUCUGCAUGUGGCUUUUAAUGAAGCUUAUCAUCGAUAUCAGCGUUUAAGCAGUAAACCUGUUACACCAUACAAUCUACACAAGAAUGAUGAUAAAAGUUUUGAUGAUAAUUGGCAUGAAAGGGUCAUAGAAAGGCACAUGUUAUUACGAAUGCAAAAAGAACUACGAGCUCACCAUGCUGCCAUGAAACGUAAACAGAUGGAAGAAGAACAAAGAAAUAAAAAUAAAUAUAUACUUGGUUUAUUAGAUUAUGAUGAAGAUUGUUUAGAAUACCAAGAGCAUGCACCGCCAUCAGUGAAAUACCUCCCACAUCCACCUCGACGUCAUCACAAAACAGCCAGUAGUAUAAGAGAAACACCCAAUCCUCCUCAAUCUACACCAGCUAACAGUCGACCAGAUACAGCUUUACCAGUGAACCAGAAUCAAGCUAUUCCUCCUUACUCCUCAAAGCAUGAACACAGUCACUUUAAAGCUGAUAGGCAAAGACCGAAAACUGCCAAACUAUACCGCGAAAAGAGGGGGGACACUUCAAGCCGAAGUGGUUAUGAAACCGCCAGCCACUAUGGAUCACAAAUCAUAAAUGAAGCACAGAAUCAACAAAGACCAACACCCCACAAUCGCUUACCUCAACAUAAUUCAGAAAUGAAAUCAAGAUCCUGCUCAUCAUUCCAACACAUAGUUUCUGAGUCAGGAGAUAAAACACGUCCACAUACAGUAGUUCACAGUCAAGAUAAACAGCCAUCUUCACAAAGAGCUGCAAUUAGAUUAGAUGAAAGAACAGAGAAGAUUCUACAGGCUUUAUCUAGAUAUGAUAAUUCUCCAGAGAGUGGAGUCGGUGAUGAUAAUUUACCUGACGAUUGCACGACCACACCCUACAGGUUUAAUUUUGGUAAGACUUCCCAAGUACACAAAAAUAUGUCAAGUAGAAGUCGUGUUGGUUUUGAUACCAAACAGAUUGAUCCCCGAAAUCCUCAAGCAGUUCGACCAAAAUCCAGUAAAUCUAUUCCUAGUAAAUGCAGUCGUUACAUCCUGUUGUCAAAACCUAAAGAGAAGUUAUUAUACCCAUUACCAACACCUCUAGAAGAACACUUAUUAGCGGAAAGAUUUCCGAUGUUAGGUAACAGAGUGUAUGAACAUUAUGAUGGAUUGAUUAUACGACACCGAAAACCAACAUAUAACAUAGAUUAUAGCCCUUUCGCUAGGGAACUGUAUGGAUAAAAAAAUUUGCAUUUAAAUACCCACCACACAAUCAUAACGGCCACGAAAUGUUUUAACACCGAAUGCCAUGACUGAUGACGAUUAUUUUACAAAUGAAGGAUUAAGUAAAAAAAUUGUUUAAUUGAAUACAAUUAUUGUAGAUGUGGAAGAAACUCAGCCAAAGGCAAACGUGAUAAAAGAUAUUGAAUAUUAUAACUAUGAAAGAAAAAUUUAAUCUAUUAGAUACACACACAAAUAGGAAUUAUGAUUUUAAAUUUUCCUGCUAAUCUACAUCAUUGAACAAAUGUUUGCCAUUUGAUUAAAUAUCAAACCAACUUUUAACAGCAUUUUUUGGACAUAAAAGUACUUUUAACAAUUUUCAGGUCACACGUGCAUGUAAAAUAUAGAUGUACAUGUGACCUAAAAAUGUUUAAUAUAAAUGUAUAGAAACACUUUUUAAACUGUACAUUAAAGAUGCAUUAUGUAAAUGCUAAAUGAGCCUAUUGAAGGUUUUUAUUUUGGCUUCAAAUGUUAUAUAAACUAUUAUUAACAUAUUUAUUUAUUAACAUGACAAGCCCAUAAUUAACAAUCUAGAUCAUCGGAUGGCAGAGCUUUAAAUUGAUUAGAAUGCCUGCAAGAUUUAAAAAUUAAACGAUAAAGUGGAUAAUCGAGACUUAGUCUCAUUUGCCCAGUACCUUUGAUGCACUAAUAAACAAUCUAUGCGACAUCUUCCAACACUCAUAACUUCAAUCAGUAAUUUAUAUGGAUAUUCGUUUUUCAUUAUCUAUAAUUAUUAUAGCAAAAACGGACAGCUCUUUAUCUAAAUCUUACAUAAUGCAUCUUUAACUGUUAAAUCAAUAUCUAUUUUAUGAAAUAUAAUAUAAUUCUUUUUAUUGACAUUUACUGUGAUAUAAAAUUUGUUCUUUGUUGGGUUUUUUUUUUUGUUACCUGUUUUUAGUUACAGAACAGUAGGAGGUUAAACCCCAUUAUUGCAUUUCUUGUUUUUUUAGUAACUACUGGAAAUCGAAUAAUAUAUUGGUUUAUAAAUCUAUAUAAAUUAUGUUCAAACUGUAUUUGCCUACUGGCUCUGUUACAAUGCAUAUUUAUAUUAACAAAAAUGUACAGAAAAUCAUUUCAGAAUUUUAACAUGUAUUUUUGAUUUCUUUUCCUGUAAAAAAUAUAGUGCUUUUUAAUGUAACCUGUUUUUCCCCCUUAAGAUAUGUAAAUUGUAAGGAAUCCUUCCUUUUGUAGAUAUAUACUGUAUGAAUUAUUAUUUGACAUCGAUAUUAUGGGAACAUCUGUCUCACUACCCAAGACAAAAUUAUUUGUAUAUUAUUUAAGUUGUUGUUAGUAUUAUACAUGAAAUACUUCAAAAUUAGUCCUGAGUGAAAACCACACAUAACGAUUAUUAGAAAAUAAAAAAUUGAAUUAUU